Molecule: messenger RNA, 1202 nt
Organism: Nomia melanderi (Alkali bee)
Lineage: Eukaryota; Metazoa; Arthropoda; Insecta; Hymenoptera; Halictidae
Source: RefSeq, a predicted model, not a curated record
UUCAUUCUCAGACUCAUAGUCACUGUUUCCAGCAUUGGCUAAUUCCACGAAAUUAUCUUCCAAUUCAUUUUCAGGAUCAUUAUAGUCAAAAUCAUCAUCCAUUGCAGCAACUACAUCAGGAUCCAAGUUUAAUUGUAAUCCAGAAACAGGGGCUGCUUUAUUGAGAAGUCCAACUUUUUCUUCCACAUUUGAGGCAAACACGGAAGAAGUUAAAAAUGUCAGUUUCACGGCAUUCGAUAUGUCCGGCCAUGACCGUCAUAGAGCUUUAUGGGAACAUUAUUACAAGGAUUGUCAUGGCAUUAUUUUUAUAAUUGAUAGUAGCGACAAGUUACGAUUGGUCGUGGUUAAAGAAGAAUUAGAUAUGCUUCUUCAACAUCCUGACGUAGCAAGCCGCAAAAUACCGAUACUCUUUCUGGCGAAUAAAAUGGAUUUACCUGAUUCUCUGACUACUGUUAAACUUGUUGCCGGGCUUGGUCUUGACCGUAUACAAAAUAAACCUUGGCAUAUACGAGCAACAAAUGCAAUCACCGGAGAAGGCUUACAACCAGGCAUAGAGUGGCUCACGGAUCAAAUUCGGGACAUAUAUGUUAAUAAGAGAUAAAGAAAAUGUUAUUCUAUAUAUUUUAAAAGUGACCCACAUAUCAUUUUGUACUUAUAAUCACGAAACUUAUCAACUGUGUAACGUUUCCCAUAAGUGUACUUAAACUUUUGGUAAUCAUGUAUGAAUGAAACGCGCAAUUUAAUCGUGACAGAAUUUAUAAUAAAUAAUCCGUCCAAUAAAUAUAUUAAUCGUAUUUAUGCGAUACUUUGUCGAUACAGGUUGAUAAUAGGAAUUCCUUGAAAAAUAACUAACAAAAAUUUUCGAUCAUAUUUAUCAGAUGCGAGAUGCAAUUUUUAACAGACGAGCAAGGCGGGUUGCAUACAGUAAGGGGACACUAUUUAAAUCUUACUUCAUUUAAGAUUUCUAUUUUAUCGAUCUUACCAGUUCUAUUGAUUAUUGUAUUUUCAACUUCUGCAGAAUGUUAAUUUUAACUUGCUUUUGGAAUAUUUUAUUCCCUUUGUUUUAUUUUUAUGUUGAUGGAAUUUUGUUUUACAAACUUUUAGUUAAUUACAAACUUGCAAAGAGAUAUGUUCGCGUAUUAUAAAAGUAUUGGAAGCUAUAAUGAAAGUUUGCGUCUACAGGAAGAAUUAAACUUAUUAUA